UCUUACGGAGACGAUUAUUUUUUUCGUUUUAAAGAGAUAAAAGUAAAAUAAGUUACUUUUCAUGCAAUUACAUUGCAUGCUUUGUAAAUUUCCAGUCCGGAGCUGUCAAAUGUCACUGUCAAAAUUAAUGACAAUCAGCUGGUAUAAUUAUAAUGGAACUUUUAUUAUUAAAAAGGAUUUUUAAAUAAAAAAUGAGUGAAGUAAUAGUCCUUUGCAAUGGAUACUCAACUAUUAGUGAAGCAGUCGAUGAAAUGACAGCAAAUUGUACUUGUACAUUAAUUAAAGGCGUUCAAAAUAUAAUUGUAGAUACCAUGACAGCUUGGGAUGCAGAUAAGAUAACAACAGCUCUAAAGUCACAGGACCUUAUACCUGAUGACAUAAAUUUCGUUGUCUCAACUCAUGGCCAUUCUGAUCAUAUAGGAAAUAAUAAUCUUUUUCUCAAAGCAAAACACAUAGUCGGCUUCAGUAUAUCUUAUGAAGACAAAUACUAUAUAUUUCCUUUUGAUAAAGGAGAGGAAUAUGUCAUAAAUGACACAGUGAAGGUAAUUCCAACACCAGGCCAUACACUGUCAGAUGUUACAGUACUUGUGAAAUCUAACAAAAAUGAACUAAUAGCCAUUGCAGGUGAUUUAUUUGAAAAAUAUGAAGAUAUAAAUGAUCCUAAUAUAUGGUUAGAAGCAGGGAGUGAGGAUAAAGUUCAACAGGCGAGAAACAGAUCUAAAAUAGCUGAUUUAGCUAACUGGAUAAUACCUGGACAUGGUCCAAAGUUUCAAGUUACUGAAGAAUCAAGACAAACACUUAGAAAACAGAUUAAUUAAAGAAUAUUAUUAUAUUUAAUCUAUUAAUUUUCCUUCCAUAAUGCAGUAAUAAA
Molecule: messenger RNA, 871 nt
Organism: Papilio xuthus (Asian swallowtail)
Lineage: Eukaryota; Metazoa; Arthropoda; Insecta; Lepidoptera; Papilionidae
Product: metallo-beta-lactamase domain-containing protein 1
Exons: 4
Coding region: 192-818 (208 amino acids)
Source: RefSeq, a predicted model, not a curated record